Messenger RNA from Gossypium raimondii (Peruvian cotton), 2509 nucleotides. Its product is annotated as probable endo-1,3(4)-beta-glucanase ARB_01444. Bases 146 to 2338 code for a protein of 730 amino acids. The record is from RefSeq and is a predicted model, not a curated record. The transcript has a single exon. Gene Ontology annotation, molecular function: endo-1,3(4)-beta-glucanase activity. NCBI's taxonomy places the organism in Eukaryota, Viridiplantae, Streptophyta, Magnoliopsida, Malvales, Malvaceae.
CCCUCCAAGCCAAGUCCCUACAUUUCCAUAGCCUGAGCAGCCUCAUUCAUUUGGCCACUCUCACCUACCAAUUCAACAACAAGACAUAGUCAAACUUUCCUUUAUUUCCGCCCACGUUCUACUCACCUUCCUAUAAAUACAAAUCAUGUUGAAGAAACUCGGGAGAAAAGUCAAUACUUUAAUCACCAAACCCUUUAAAAAGCCUAAAAAACCACCCCCUAAACCAUCAUCACCACCACCACCACCCCUACCAUCUCCACCAAUGUCUCCGCCGAUGCCUCAAAUCCCUCCCAAAAACUACCCUUUUCUCUUCCCCAAAGUACAAUCCUCUGUUCUCUCUGACCCUUCUCGUUUCUUCUCCCCAAACCUCCUCUCAUCCCCUCUCCCUACUAACUCUUUCUUCCAAAACUUCACUCUCAAAAAUGGCGACCAGCCUGAAUACAUCCACCCUUAUCUCAUCAAAUCAGCCGACUCUUCCCUUUCUAUUUCCUACCCAUCCUUCUUUCACAACCCUUCUUUCAUUUACCAAAUUUUCGUCCCUGAUUUAACCAUCUUUGCUACCGAUAAAACCACCUCAACUUCGGAUAAAAGCCACAUUAUCUCUUCUUACAGUGAUCUCAGUCUUACUUUAGAUAUCCCUUCCUCCAACCUCCGUUUCUUUCUUGUUCGAGGUAGUCCCUUUUUAACCUGUUCUGUAACCGGCAAUACACCGAUAUCGAUCUCCACUGUUCAUGCAAUUCUCUCGUUUUCUUCCAAUAGUUCACUCACCAAGCAUACCAUUAAGCUGAACAAUGGCCAAACUUGGAUUAUAUAUGCAUCGUCAUCCAUCAGUUUGAAUCAUAGUGUUUCUUUGAUUACUUCUGGUGGGUUUUCGGGUAUUCUUCGGAUAGCUGUAUUGUCUGAUUCUGACCCGACAUGUGAAUCAAUCCUCGAUCAGUUCUGUUCUUGCUACCCGACUUCAGGUGAUGCAGUUUUAACCAAACCGUUUUGUGUAGAGUAUAAAUGGGAAAAGAAAGGAUGGGGUGAUUUGCUUAUGCUUGCACACCCACUUCAUCUUGAUAUUUUAUGUAAGGACUAUUGUGAUGUUAAGGUUUUAGAGAAUUUUAGGUAUAAAAGUAUUGAUGGGGACCUUGUUGGUAUUGUUGGUGAUUCCUGGGUGUUGAAACCACACCAAGUUUCAGUAACUUGGCAUUCAAUUAAAGGGGUUAAUGAAGAAUCGUAUGCUGAGAUUGUAACUGCUCUUGCUAAGGACGUUGAUGCCUUGGAUUCAUCGGCUAUAACGACGAAAUCAUCUUAUUUUUAUGGCAAGUUGAUUGCAAGAGCAGCAAGGUUGGCUUUGAUUGCUGAAGAAGUGUGCUUUCUUGAUGUGAUUCCAGCUAUAAGAAAGUUCUUGAAGGAUACAAUUGAGCCAUGGCUGGAUGGGACUUUUAAUGGGAACGGUUUCCUGUAUGAAUCGAAAUGGGGUGGAAUUGUGACUAAACAAGGGUCAACGGAUUCAGGGGCAGAUUUCGGGUUUGGAGUUUACAAUGACCACCAUUAUCAUAUUGGUUACUUCCUUUAUGGAAUAGCUGUCUUGACCAAGAUUGACCCUGCAUGGGGAAGGAGGUAUAAGCCCCAAGCUUAUUCACUUGUGGCUGAUUUUAUGAACUUAGGCAGGAGAUCGAAUUCAAAUUAUCCACGAGUGAGGUGUUUCGAUUUCUACAAGCUCCAUUCUUGGGCUGGAGGGUUGACUGAAUUUGCAGAUGGAAGGAAUCAAGAAAGCACUAGUGAAGCUGUGAAUGCAUAUUACUCUGCUGCACUAAUGGGGUUAGCCUAUGGAGACACCCAUCUUGUUGCAACUGGUUCAACGCUUACAGCACUGGAGAUUCAAGCAGCACAAACAUGGUGGCAUGUUAAGGAAGGAGAUAAUCUAUAUGGAGAAGAAUUCACUAGAGAGAACAGAGUUGUAGGUGUUUUGUGGGCCAACAAGAGGGACAGUGGUCUUUGGUUUGCUCCUCCUGACUGGAGAGAAUGCAGGCUUGGAAUCCAAUUGCUACCAAUAUUGCCAAUCAGUGAGGUAUUGUUCUCUGCCAUUGAGUUUACCAGACAGCUUGUGAACUGGACAUUGCCAGCACUGGGAAGAGAAGGUGUAGGAGAGGGAUGGAAAGGGUUUGUAUAUGCCUUGGAAGCAAUUUAUGACAAAGAGAGUGCUUUGGAAAAGAUAAGGAACCUGUCUGGCCAUGAUGAUGGGAAUUCACUUACUAAUCUCUUGUGGUGGGUUCAUAGCAGAGGUGAUGAACUUGAAAUUCAACAUGGUGCAGAAGGGAAAUAUUGCUGGUUCACUCAUUAUUGUCAUUGAAUUUGCCUAAACCAUGAAAUGUUACUGGACUCAGUUCCUGCCAUUUUCUUCUGUGAUUGCUGCUUAAUGCUAUGUAUGAUGCUUGCUGAAAAUGAUGUAUACAUCCAAACUGAAAGGACAUAUAUAUCUAUAUCUAUAUCUAUAUAUAUAUAAAUUCUUAUUAUUAAUAUA